AUCACCACUACCAAUUUGUUUUGCGAGAACACCGGCGAAAGAACAAGUCUUUAGAGGCCUGCUGUGGGUUUUUAAAAUAUUAUUUAUUGGGCAUUAGAAUUACUGUCAGAUAAAUCAUAAUUUGUUAAACCAUAGUUGACUCAUUUUAGGUAGCCAGCUAGUUAUAACUUGACAAACAACAAUUCCUUUAAAAUGAACCGGCAAUUGAACGGUUUCCAUAACUCAAUCAUUGAUGAAGACUGCUUUUUGUUCACCUCUGAAUCUGUUGGAGAAGGUCACCCAGAUAAGCUUUGUGACCAGAUCAGCGACGCUGUGCUCGAUGCGCAUCUCAAGCAGGACCCUGAUGCGAAAGUGGCAUGUGAGACAGUGGCUAAGACUGGGAUGAUUCUGCUGGCAGGGGAGGUCACCUCCAGGGCCAACGUUGAUUACCAGAAGGUCGUCAGGGACACCAUCAAGCACAUUGGCUAUGACGACUCCUCCAAGGGCUUUGACUAUAAGACCUGCAACGUCCUGGUGGCUCUGGAGCAGCAGUCCCCUGACAUCGCUCAGGGUGUUCACCUGGACCGCAAAGAGGAGGAUGUGGGGGCUGGAGACCAGGGUCUGAUGUUUGGUUAUGCCACUGAUGAGACUGAGGAGUGUAUGCCCCUCACCAUCGUCCUCGCCCACAAGCUCAAUGCCAAGAUGGCUGAACUACGCCGCAACGGAACCCUGCCCUGGCUGAGACCAGACUCCAAAACUCAGGUGACCGUUCAGUACAGGCAGGACCGUGGGGCCAUGCUUCCAGUGCGUGUGCACACUGUCGUGGUGUCUGUGCAGCACGACGAGGUAAUUUGCCUGGAUGAGAUGCGUGACGCGCUGAAGGAGCAGGUUGUGAAGGCAGUGGUUCCCACCGUGUACCUGGAUGACGACACCAUCUACCACCUGCAGCCUAGCGGCCGGUUCGUCAUCGGAGGCCCUCAGGGUGAUGCUGGCCUGACAGGACGUAAGAUCAUUGUGGACACCUAUGGAGGCUGGGGGGCCCACGGUGGAGGGGCCUUCUCAGGGAAAGACUACACUAAGGUAGACCGCUCUGCUGCCUACGCUGCUCGCUGGGUGGCCAAGUCCCUGGUUAAAGCUGAGCUCUGCAAGCGUGUACUGGUCCAGGUAGCCUAUGCCAUUGGAGUGGCCCAUCCCCUGUCCAUCUCCAUCUUCCACUAUGGGACUUCCCAGAAGAGUGAGCGGGAGCUGCUGGACAUUGUCAAGAAGAACUUUGACCUCCGCCCUGGUGUCAUUGUCAGGGAGCUCGACCUGAAAAAGCCCAUCUACCAGCGGACCGCUGCCUAUGGCCACUUUGGGCGGGAGGCCUUCCCCUGGGAGGUCCCCAAAAAGCUCAAAUACUGAACCCCUCACCCCCAACCUUCCCACCCAGAGCUGUAGGUGUGCUACAGAAAAACUGACACUCUGGGAGGGAAACAUUUUACACUCCUGUCCCCUCAUCUCUACCCACUUCAAAUUGCUUGCACACUCCUUGAAAUCCAUUUCCCGGUCUUCUUUCCCUGACUGUUCUGUAGUUGUGAUUUGCCUUCACAGAAAUGUAUUCUCACCCUAGCCUGUCCACCAGUAUAUUUAACUAAUCCACUCCCUGUACUCCAUGUCAUGUGCCAAGGAGUGGAAUGUUAGCUAAAGAGACUGGUACUCAGACUAACC
Molecule: messenger RNA, 1686 nt
Organism: Coregonus clupeaformis (lake whitefish)
Lineage: Eukaryota; Metazoa; Chordata; Actinopteri; Salmoniformes; Salmonidae
Product: S-adenosylmethionine synthase
Exons: 9
Coding region: 193-1380 (395 amino acids)
Biological process (GO): S-adenosylmethionine biosynthetic process
Cellular component (GO): cytosol; methionine adenosyltransferase complex
Molecular function (GO): methionine adenosyltransferase activity; ATP binding
Source: RefSeq, a predicted model, not a curated record